AUGGUGUUGCGAAAUGUGGCUAAGAUUGUCUUGGCCGCCGGUGAAGCAGUUGGAAAAGCCUUCACUCGCGCUGUGAAACAAGAAAUGGACGGUAAGCAACAGCUCUUGCUGGAACUCCGAAUUACGCAUAUUUUAACCUCUUUUUAGCAUCAAAACGCACGGCACAAGCUGCAGCGUCUAGCUCUACAGGUUCUCGACAACAUUCUUCUGCAAAAAACGAAACUAAAACAAAUGCCAGGUUAGGAAUAUCUCUUCAGGUAACAAAUCUUCAUUUUCUGUUUUUAGGUAUAAAAUCAUUUCAAUUUCUACGUUUAGGAAGCUCUUCAAAUUCUUGACGUUAAAGCUCCUUUGAAAACGGAAGAAGUGCAAAAGAAGUACGAUCAUUUGUUCAAAGUCAACGACAAAGCGAAUGGAGGAACUUUAUACCUACAGUCGAAAGUGUAUCGGGCGAAAGAAAGGAUAGAUGCAGAAUUGUCAAAUGAGACGCCAAAAGAACCCGAAGAAUUGAAAAAGGAAUAG
Bursaphelenchus xylophilus (pine wood nematode) is the source of this 519-nucleotide messenger RNA. Lineage: Eukaryota; Metazoa; Nematoda; Chromadorea; Rhabditida; Aphelenchoididae. The record is from the annotation of a GenBank genome assembly.